AUGGCAAGCCAUAAAGGUCAACCAUCCAUUGGUCCGGAGGAUCCUCCCUCCCAAUCGGAAUGUCCUACUACAGGGCACAGUGACCAUGACACAGCCUACCAUCCCAACUACAAGUGGAAUGCCUGUACGACCUGUCGGCGGAUGAAGUCUAAAUGUGAUAUGGAAAAGCCUACCUGUGGAGCUUGCUCUAAAUAUAACCGGACAUGCGCCUACGAAACAACGCGGAAGAAAAGUGGCCCAAAGAGAGGAUAUACGGCUGUCUUAGGUUCUCGAUUAGCACAGGUGGAGGCACUGCUGAGUACCCAUAUGCCUAGCAUUGCAGGGAAUCAAACCCCUUCUGCCAUUCUUCUGGAUCAAUGGAUAGAUAGCGCCGCUCAACCUAAUAUGAGCGAUACUAGCUCUCAUCCAAACUCGAUGGCAGAAACUGACUCCUCGCCAUCAAGCGCCACCGAGGGGACAUAUCCAGGACCCAGCGUUGGGAUGGGUAUGAUUAGUUUAGGGAACCGGAUCUACUUCGAAGAUGUGCAUAUUUACAUGCAGAUUAUACAUCAUCAGAGGCACUUGGCUGCGUUGCAUCAUGCUGCCCAUGCCCAACCUCCGAUUUGUCUCCAAUACAUGAUCUGGUGCCAUGCAGCCCUAGUCAGCGAAAGGUAUAAUCAUCUACAUACAACGUUCUACGAAAGAGCCCGCAAGUACGCCGAGGUGGAUGAGAUGAAAGGCUAUGGCGCAGGGAUCCUCUCAUUAGCACAUGCUCAGACAUGGCUGCUUAUCACUGUAUACGAGUACAAGAUGAUGUUCUUUCCGAGGGCUUGGUUAAGCUGUGGAAAGGCAUCUAGGCUCGCGAUUAUGCUAGGGCUGCAUCAGCUAGACAGCCCGAAUUCCCAGGUGAAACAGUGCUUUAUACCUUCUACCGAUUGGGUGGAGAAGGAAGAGCGACGAAGGGUCUUCUGGACGACCUUUUGUAUUGAUAAAUUUGCUGUCAUUGGAACGGGAUGGCCUGUCGGGGUCGACGAGACGGAGAUCAUGACAAAUCUCCCCGCGAGUGAGGAAGCCUUUAUCGCUGGCAAGUCAGAACCAACGGCACGUCUUAAUGACGUUUUGAAGGGUGAGGGAUUGGCAACACUGUCCCCUUUAGCAAGCAUCGGCUUCGUGUCAUGCAUCUUCGGCCGAAUUACAAACCAUCUUCGUCUCCCUCACUCGCAAGAUGACGAUAGUUACAGCACUGGAGGCUUUUGGCAGCGGCACAGAUCUUGCGACGAGAUUCUCCUCCAAUUUUCUCUGUCAAUGCCAAAUCAUCUACGUCUUCCCAAUGGGAUGGGCAAUCCCAAUAUUAUUUUCUGUAACAUUGCCCUUCACACGGCCGUUAUAUGCCUUCAUCAAGCUGCGAUCCACAGAGCGGAGUGGAACAACAUAUCAGAGUUUCCCAUUAUUGAAAGCAUGCUAAGGUGCAGUGCUGCGGCUCAACGGAUUCUGGAGAUUAUAAAGAUGGUUGGCCCUAUAAACAUGAGCAAGGUGAAUCCUUUCUUGUCAUUCUGUGUCUAUGUGGCAGCACGCGUAUACAUUCAGCAUCUCAAGCUUGAUCCUGAAAAUACAGAAGCCCACUCUGCUUUCCAGUUUUUCCGUUCAGUUAUCCAUACCCUCAAAGCUACAAAUCCUCUCGCUGAAUCCUUCCUCUUCCAGUUGGAUGUUGACAGUCAAGGGGGGUCUUUCGAAGGCCUUCGGCUACCGACAAACAAUUUCCCUGUUUCGAUGCUUUCCCCUAGUAACCUAUAG
Messenger RNA from Aspergillus bombycis, 1773 nucleotides. Its product is annotated as Zn(II)2Cys6 transcription factor. The transcript has 5 exons. Gene Ontology annotation, molecular function: DNA binding; zinc ion binding; DNA-binding transcription factor activity, RNA polymerase II-specific. Gene Ontology annotation, biological process: regulation of DNA-templated transcription; DNA-templated transcription. NCBI's taxonomy places the organism in Eukaryota, Fungi, Ascomycota, Eurotiomycetes, Eurotiales, Aspergillaceae. Gene Ontology annotation, cellular component: nucleus. The record is from RefSeq and is a predicted model, not a curated record. Bases 1 to 1773 code for a protein of 590 amino acids.